This is a messenger RNA of Alternaria rosae, 1608 nucleotides long. Its product is annotated as mRNA capping enzyme, catalytic domain-containing protein. The record is from RefSeq and is a predicted model, not a curated record. NCBI's taxonomy places the organism in Eukaryota, Fungi, Ascomycota, Dothideomycetes, Pleosporales, Pleosporaceae. The transcript has a single exon. Gene Ontology annotation, cellular component: mRNA capping enzyme complex. Gene Ontology annotation, biological process: 7-methylguanosine mRNA capping. The coding region runs from base 115 to 1389 and encodes 424 amino acids. Gene Ontology annotation, molecular function: mRNA guanylyltransferase activity; ATP binding.
AACUACUACGAACAAAACCAACCCUCCUCCAACCGCUUCCGCAUACGAAAUCUGUCGCGCUCGAAGUCCUACACCGUGCCGAGCCGCGAAUACCCCAUAUUCUACUUUCCCAACAUGCCAGCUGUGGUACCAUCGCACGCGCCGCCGCAGAUUCCAGGCUUCCAGAUCCCGAAUGACGAGGCGCAUUCACUCAAACAAUCUGUCGCCGAACUCCUCGAACGCGAUAACCCACGAUUUCCCGGCGCGCAACCCGUAUCAUUCUCGCGCGAACACGUUGCCGAGCUCCAGCGCAAUGAAUACUACAUGUGCGAGAAGACCGACGGCUUGCGCUGUCUGCUCUACUUGCAUUGGCAAGAGGGUCCGACAGGAGCUUUUGAGCCUGUGACUUUCCUGAUCGACAGGAAGAACAACUACUACAACGUCCAGCCUCCCUUUCGGAUACGUCACUACCAGCACCCGAACGAAGCCGAGCCAUUCUUAUUCGGCACCCUUCUGGACGGCGAGCUGGUCCAUGACCAAUAUCCGAACGAGCCUGCGCCGCGUCUCAACUUCUAUGUCUUCGAUUGCUUGGCGGUGGAUGGUACGAAUGUGACGCAGAGGACACUGGACAAGCGGUUGGGACGGUUGCAUGAAUGGGUUAUUAAGCCGUAUGAAGCCGGCUUGACUAGGACAUUUGGAAAGAACAUUACACCAGACGACCUGAAGCCGUUUGCACUCAAGGGAAAGAAGACCUACCCUGCAUACAAGCUAGAGGACAUGUUCAGCAGCAUCCUCCCCAACCUCAGACACGGCAACGACGGCCUGAUCUUCACCUGCGUAUCCACACCCUACCAGUUCGGAACCGACAGACACAUCCUCAAGUGGAAGCCACCGCACGAGAACACCAUCGACUUCAAGCUCCGCCUCGGCGACUUCCCACUCAUAGACCCACAAGACGGCGAAGACGGUCUCGUCCCCGACUACGACGCCAUGCCUACACCCCUCCAAUUGCUCGUGCAGCACAACUCAAAUCACUACGAGGUCUUCGCCACUUUGUCCCUCACUCAAGCCGAAUGGGACACGCUCAAAUCGCUGAACCAACGCCUCGACGGCCGUAUCAUAGAAUGUUACCGCACAGAAGGUGGGCAGUGGAAAUACAAGGCUGAGGCAGAUGGUACACCGCGCUGGCGCGACGACAAAAAGGACGCGAAUCAUAUCAGCACUGUUAGGAGCGUGCUGGCUAGUAUUGAAGCGCCAGUUACAGAGAUGGAUCUUUUGGCCAACGCGGAGAAUAUCAAACGCGAAACAUACCGUUUGCAGGGCAAGCUGGACCAAUACCGCCCUCCCCAGGACGGUGAGCGUGAGGCUAAAAAGCGGAAAUACAGCGACAUGGGUCUUAACGGUCAUUGAGCGUUGUGUCGUGGCACGCUGAUGACCGCCAGGCUGUGCUAUCGGCACAACCUACAGCAUUUUAGAUGUAAUUGUGUAUUUCAGGGAGUUACGGCGCGUUUACACAGUACAUGAUACCCACGCUCAGUUUAUAUGGGGCGGCCAAAAUUGAAGUUUCGUUGUUCUCAGUGUAAUGCUUCUUUCUCUCCACUCAUUCCCCCAGUACACUGCGUCACUUGG